GGGGGGCGGAGUCAUUUUCGUGUUGACUGACUCCCAUCAAAUAGCUGCCUGCCUAUUCACAUUACCCCCAUUCAAACAUUUUCAGGCGAAAAUCUGGAAAAUUAACAGGAAUUGGUGAUUUGGCGCUAAUAAUUUCACGAUUUCGCCGCUGGCUGAUUUGUUGGACGGAUUUUUGUCGAUUGGUUUCGUUUUCGUUGGGUGCGGUUUUGGAUCGAUAGGUUUUGAGUCAGCUUCUUUAUCCGAGCCUGUAUAAUAGUGAGAAAGCCUUCUUCGAUUGUCACGAUUAAAGGUGAAUGGCCUCAAUUAGUGUAGCUCCCCCUAAUGGUGUAAGAGACCCUGGUCGUAAUCCUGGUGGACUGGAUAAAUUGCCAGAUGAGAUGAAUGAGAUGAAACUCAGGGAUGACAAGGAUGUGGAACCGGCUGUUGUAGAUGGUAAUGGAACAGAAACUGGUCACAUAAUUGUGACCACAAUCGGGGGCAGAAAUGGUCAGCCAAAGCAGACAAUCAGUUAUAUGGCUGAGCGUAUUGUGGGUCAGGGAUCUUUUGGAGUAGUGUUUCAGGCCAAAUGUCUAGAAACGGGUGAAACUGUUGCCAUAAAAAAGGUUCUUCAAGAUAAGAGGUACAAGAAUCGUGAGUUGCAAACCAUGCGUCUCCUGGACCACCCCAAUGUUGUGUCUUUGAAGCAUUGUUUCUUCUCGACGACUGAGAAGGAUGAGCUUUUCCUUAACUUGGUGCUGGAAUAUGUUCCCGAGACUGUUCAUAGGGUAAUUAGACAUUACAACAAGAUGAGUCAGAGGAUGCCAAUGAUAUAUGUUAAACUUUAUGCCUAUCAGAUUUUCAGAGCACUUGCUUAUAUCCAUGGCAGUGUUGGAGUGUGCCACAGGGAUAUUAAACCACAAAAUUUAUUGGUCAAUCCACACACACAUCAGGUGAAGUUAUGUGAUUUUGGAAGUGCAAAAGUACUGGUCAAAGGAGAACCAAAUAUUUCAUAUAUAUGCUCGAGGUACUAUCGUGCUCCCGAACUCAUAUUUGGGGCAACGGAAUACACUACUGCCAUUGACAUCUGGUCUGCUGGAUGUGUCUUGGCUGAAUUGCUGCUUGGACAGCCCCUUUUCCCUGGUGAAAGUGGAGUUGAUCAGCUUGUUGAAAUCAUUAAGGUCCUUGGCACUCCAACAAGGGAGGAGAUCAAAUGCAUGAACCCCAACUACACUGAAUUCAAAUUCCCCCAAAUAAAAGCCCACCCAUGGCACAAGAUAUUUCACAAGAGGAUGCCACCGGAGGCUGUUGAUGUUGUUUCAAGGCUACUUCAGUAUUCUCCAAACCUCCGAUGCACUGCGUUGGAGGCGUUGGUCCAUCCAUUCUUUGAUGAGUUGCGUGAUCCAAAUGUUAGGCUACCUAAUGGGCGGUUUGUUCCGCCAUUAUUCAACUUUAAGCCUCAUGAGCUCAAGGGCGUGCCAGCAGAGUUAUUGGGGAAGCUGAUCCCGGAGCAUGCGAGAAAGCAAUGCGCAUUCCUUGGACUGUAAUAUAUAAACGUGGUCUUCAAGUUGUGAAAAGGGAUACUAACGAAUUGUAAUAUGUUUGUAACCUCGUUUGAAGUGGUGAUCGUCUCUUGGUAUUCGGGUUUCCUUUCUUGUAUUUAUUAAAAUUUGAUUGUAGCAGCGAACAAGAAGGUUUAAUUAUGUACCUUGUAUCUGACCAUUUUUUGUUUUUUAUUAUGAUUGACGAAACUGUAAUUCUAGUUGAAAUGGAAGAAGCUCACUUGCCUUGUCU
Messenger RNA from Salvia splendens (bonfire salvia), 1770 nucleotides. RefSeq names its product shaggy-related protein kinase alpha. The transcript is spliced from 13 exons. Gene Ontology annotation, biological process: cell differentiation; peptidyl-threonine phosphorylation; signal transduction. Lineage: Eukaryota; Viridiplantae; Streptophyta; Magnoliopsida; Lamiales; Lamiaceae. Bases 294 to 1523 code for a protein of 409 amino acids. Gene Ontology annotation, molecular function: ATP binding; protein serine/threonine kinase activity. Gene Ontology annotation, cellular component: cytoplasm; nucleus. The record is from RefSeq and is a predicted model, not a curated record.